Armigeres subalbatus is the source of this 3847-nucleotide messenger RNA. RefSeq names its product dual specificity mitogen-activated protein kinase kinase 4-like. The coding region runs from base 453 to 1628 and encodes 391 amino acids. Gene Ontology annotation, biological process: protein phosphorylation; MAPK cascade. NCBI's taxonomy places the organism in Eukaryota, Metazoa, Arthropoda, Insecta, Diptera, Culicidae. The transcript has 5 exons. Gene Ontology annotation, molecular function: JUN kinase kinase activity; ATP binding. The record is from RefSeq and is a predicted model, not a curated record.
AAAAUGAAAGCAGCAAAAGAAAACCAUCAACCAACCAAAAGGUGUUCAGUUUGUUCUCUUCGCUAAUCUGAUGGUGAAAACUGAAAAGAAAAAAGUGUUUUCCCUUUUUUGCCUCGGAUUUGUGUGAAUAUUUUUCCUCAGAAACCUUUGAAAAACAAUCAACGUAUAUAUUUUUUCAUGUUUCAAAUGUUAUCCCUGGAGGAAUAGACAGUGAAACGGAGUUUUGUGAAUUUCUAAGAGCCCUUCUGUAGUGAAACGAAAUAAUCACAAAACGGAAAGUCCGUGUCCGAGAAAGUGGCAUAUCGAAGCUGCUUUCACGCGAUCUUGCCUAGUUCCUAGGUGACAAUCCUUCCGCUGUACCAGGAUUAAUCUUUAGAAAUACUGUGAAAUAAUCGGUGACCGAAACGAUUUUGUGCAAUCUCGAUUUUUUUUCCUCUGCUUGUCACGCAAACAUGGCGGAUCAAACAAAUCAGAACUCCACACAGGAAUCAUUGCGAACGAGAUUCUUACCGCUUGAUAUGAACAAUGCCAACUGUGACCGGAAGAGACCCUCAAAGAAGCUUAGUUUUCAACCAAGCCCAGUCGUCACGGCACGAACCCCUCCGCUGUCGGACCGUACCAGAGACCGAAUAAAGAUGCAAGCGACUGGGAAACUACAAAUAACACCAAAUGCAAUUUACGACUUCACUGCCGAUGAUCUGACGGAUGAGGGCGAAAUCGGUCGGGGUGCCUUCGGGGCUGUCAACCAGAUGAAGUUCAACCGAACAGGGACGGUGAUGGCCGUGAAGCGCAUCCGCUCGACGGUCGACGAGAAGGAACAGAAGCAACUGCUGAUGGAUCUGGAAGUGGUGAUGAAGUCCAACGACUGCAAUACGAUCGUCACGUUUUAUGGGGCACUGUUCAAGGAAGGCGACUGCUGGAUAUGCAUGGAGUUGAUGGACACGUCGUUGGAUAAGUUUUAUAAAUUCAUCUGUGAAUGCCGGCACUCUCGGAUUCCGGAGCCGAUUCUGGGCCAGAUCACGUUGGCUACGGUGCGGGCGCUGAACUAUUUGAAGGACGAGCUGAAGAUCAUUCACAGAGAUGUCAAACCGAGUAAUAUUCUGCUUAAGCGAAACGGUGGCAUAAAACUGUGCGAUUUUGGUAUCUCAGGCCAGCUGGUGGACUCGAUUGCACGGACUAAAGACGCUGGUUGUCGACCCUAUAUGGCACCCGAGCGAAUCGAUCCGCAGCGCGCCAAAGGAUACGACGUGCGAAGUGACGUAUGGUCGCUCGGUAUUACUUUGAUGGAGGUGGCUACUGGAAAGUUUCCUUAUCCAAAGUGGGGAUCCGUGUUUGAACAACUGGCACAGGUUGUCGAAGGAGAUCCUCCAAGACUAUCCCAGUCAUACAAUGAUAUGGAAUUUUCGCAAGAAUUUGUAAAUUUUGUAAACACUUGCCUAAUAAAGGACGAGAAGGAUCGGCCGAAGUACGGAAAGCUGCUGCAGCACCCGUUUAUUCAGCGUGCCGAGAAGAGCCACACCGACGCGUCGGUAUAUGUGAGCGCGAUACUGGAAUCGAUGGCCAACAAUGGCAUCACACAGUUCACCACGAACCUGCCGGCAGAGGGUUGGAACGACAGUUUCAACUAGGAGAGCUUGAUCGCCACCCAGCGAUGGGUAGGUGCCGGUUAUUUCUAUUGAACUACUAUGUACUAAAAACUGCUAGUGGAGGGUGCGCUGCGUUACAGGAUUACAGGAUGCAGUGGAAUAGACGUUAGUUAUUACAUAAUUUGAGGAAGAGUGUAUGCGAUUAUGAGUGGUGCGAAGUGAUGGUACCCUGAUGUAGGGGUAGAAAGGCAAGAUGGAUGAUGUUUAUGAUCUCCUGAGAAGUAAUCGUUCAGCUGCAUUUAGCAACAAUCUUUAUUUUCAAAAUUGUUUUUUUUUUUAAUUUCGUUUAUGUACUUCAAAAAGCAUUGGAGCCUACUAUUUUUCAUGUUUUUUUUUAUAUUUUUAUUGAUGUAUUGUAUGUUCAAAAAUGUAUUCCUCUACCUACAGUUCAAACGGACUGAAAACGAAAAAAAUCAAUUCAUAAAUCAAUUCAAUCAAUUACGUCUUUCUCCCUAAUGGAAAUAAAAAAAAUCCAUCUCCAUGUAAUUUUUAGUCUCACAUCGCAAACCAAUGGGUUUAACGAGUGUUUAAUUUUUUAUUCUUCAUGGAUCUAACAAUUCUAGCAGAAAAAUGACAUUGGGAAUGGGAACAGUAUAAAUGACCUAGAUAUUGAUUUUUUGAUUUAGUGUUGAACGAUGUUGGAUAUUGGUUUAAUUAAUCUUGCGUCAAUGGAUAGCAUCUUGCCUUUCUACUCCUUAGUGAUAUCAAACUUGUUUUGUGAUCUUUUAGGUUUUUAGUUUGGUAUCGGCUACAUAAAAGAAUCCGAUGGUUGAAAGUGAUGAUGGUGUGACGAAGACAAUAAAUUGUCUCCCAAUGUUCUUUUGUUCUGGGUCGUUGUAUAAUUCGAUUCGUUUGAAAUGGGCGGAAAUUACUGCGAAGUGUGGAGUGAAUGUUAUUAUAAUAUGUGUGAUUGUGCUAUCCUUAACGUGAUUGAUCCGUAGAGAUUUAAUAAUUUUUAAAUAAAGUAAUAUAUUAUAAUUAAUCAGUGAUUGAGAAGGAAAAGUGAUUAAGAUUAAAGAAAACCGAAUUAAAAAGAUGCAUUGAGGUAUACACGUUAGACGUGACAAGAGAUGGAAAGUAACUAGUUGUUGUUAGUUGUUGAAUAAAUCAAUUGAUUUUGAAUACUAAUAGUCGCUUUUUAGAAACGAAACGUUUGUGAGAAUAAAAAUACCUUAAACUGCUGUAAAAGUUUAUUGAGUCAGAGAAAGGAUCUUUCUAAGUAGCAUUGAACAAGUCCUUAAAUAACAUUUUUUUAAUCUAAUUCCUUGUAGAAUCGAUCAUAGUAUCCCAGGAACGAAAGUUCACAUUAAAUACAACUCGAAACUACUGCAGCUGGUUUUGUUCCUGCUUGAAAUGCACUUCCGAAUCGCUUAACAAAUAAGUAAAAGUUGCUCACUCUAUAAUAAUCGCUCGCUUGAACUUAUACCCUCUUGCCUUAACAAAUAAAAACAAAACUUCUGCUGCUAAUACACUUUUAUACAAAAAUUUAUGCAGUAGUUGUCAUCAAACAUGCUACCACUUUAAGUUCAAAUUAGGCAUAGAAUCAUCUGACUGAUUUCCAGUUUUAUUAUUCCAACUUUUCUUCCUCGAGACAGAAAAUAAUGUCUUAGUAACGUGUAAGCACUGCUCUAUUUCUAUCAAACCUCAAAUGUUAAGAAAUUGGUUGCUUUGUGGCUACAGGGAAUGUGCUCCCUUUCUCAAUGAGCUUAUCACCAAACAAAAACACACAAAACACACCCAAGAACACUACGAUUAAUAAAUAAUCUACUAUUGAAAAUGAAGGAAAAACUAACUGAAAAAAAGUUUUAAACUUGUGAAAAGGAAUUGUCCGAGAGUAUAAAAAACACAUAUAUAGAUUCGAAGGGAAAAUAAGUCAGUCAGUCAGGAUAGGGAUACAUGAAGUUAGAACACAACAAUUUGUAUUAGAUGAAAUGAUUUUCUUUUCUGUUGAUAGGGCAUACCAAAUUAACUUUACACAAACAAACACUCUCAUACACUAGGUCAAAAUAUGUAGUAGUUCUUUCGGUCGGUGAACGUUCUAACUCUGAGAGGUACCAUUGCACACCGUACCGUCAAGUCAAUACCUAGCUCGAGUGAGGUGUUUGGAAACUUCAAGCCAUCCUGUAGAAGAAAAGAUAGAGGUUAACAGAAACCGAGACAUACGGGGACAUAAAAAUAAACCACAAUGCAAUAUUAGAGAA